Schistosoma rodhaini is the source of this 1482-nucleotide messenger RNA. NCBI's taxonomy places the organism in Eukaryota, Metazoa, Platyhelminthes, Trematoda, Strigeidida, Schistosomatidae. The record is from the annotation of a GenBank genome assembly.
AUUGAUUCAAAAUUUUAUUUAAUGUAGAACAAUUAUGUGUCAUUCAUGAAUUCAUUUGUCCGGUUAAUCUUUUCCCAUCAGUAUUAUUAAUAUUAUAAUGUAUCAUAAUCUAAGUUAUUGGUUUACUGAACAAUUUCUACCAUCUAAACCUGAUCCAAGACUAUCAACUUAUCCAUUAAUGUCAACAUGGACACCAACUGCACUUAUAUCAUUAGCUUAUACGAUAAUUGUCUAUCUAUGGCGUAUGGAAUUAUUACGAAGAAUGAAUAAAAAAAAGAUGGAAAUAAAUUUAAAUGAUAAAAGUUUGAUUAAAAGUUCAGAUAAAAAACAAUCCAUUACAUAUUAUAUGGUCAUAUAUAACUUCAGUAUGGUACUAUUCUCUACUUAUUUAUCUAUAUCUAGUUUCAUUUUAAUACGUCAACUUAAUUAUGGUUUAGGUUGUAUUGAAUUACCAGAUCCUAAUGAUAAACGUACAGAUAAUUUAGUUUAUUAUGGUUAUUUAUUUUUUUUUUCAAAAUUUGUCGAAAUGUUAGAUACAGUAUUUUUCUUAUAUCGUGGUAAAGUUGAUCAAGUUACAUUUUUACAUGUAUUUCAUCAUGCAUCAAUGCCACCAUCAAUAUGGUGGGGUUUAAAAUAUGCACCUGGUGGUCUAUUAUAUAUGUUCCCAUUAAUUAAUAGUUUUGUUCAUAUUAUUAUGUAUAUUUAUUAUGGUUUAACAUCUAUUGGUUUAUAUCAAUAUUUAUGGUGGAAAAAUUAUCUUACUAUAAUACAAAUGUUACAAUUUUUAUGGUUUAUUAUACAUCAAGGAAAAUUUCUUUUAUUUUAUAAACAAUGUAAAUUUCCUAAAAUUUUCCCAUUCAUUAUAUGUUUAUAUUCUUUAUUAUUUUUUUUAUUAUUUUUAAAUUUUUAUAUUAAAGCAUAUUGGAAAAAAGAACGUUUAAUUAAAAAAAGAAAAAAAAAUAAUAUAAAUAAUAAUAGUAAUAAUAAUAAUAAUGAUAAUAAUAGUGAUAAUGGUUAUAGUUAUAAUAAUUAUGGAAAUAAUAAUAUUAAUAAUAAUAGUAAUAAUAGUAGUGAUAAUAACAGUAAUAAUGUAAAUGAUGAUGAUAAUAAUAAUAAUAGUAAUAAUAAUGAUAAUAAUACUACUAAUAAUAAUAUUAAUAAUAAUAGCAAUAAUGGUAGUAAUAAUAAUAGUCAUAAUAAUAAUAGUAAUGAAAUCAAUGAUAAUAAUAAUAAUAUUAGUAGUAGUAGUAGUAAUAAUAAUAAUAAUAAUCAAUUUAUUGAUUUAAUUAAAAUAGAGAAAUAAAUUUCAAAGAAAAAAAAUUAUUGAUUAAAUGGAUUUGUUUAUAAACUUGAUCGAUAAUUGAACGUUAUUAGUCAUAUUUAAUAAUAAAUAUAUAAUCAUUGUGAUUUCAUUUAUAUGUAUUAAUUACGCUUGUUACCCUUUCAUAAGGAAGAGUACACUAUUAUUAUUAUUAUUAUUAU